Messenger RNA from Hemibagrus wyckioides, 2278 nucleotides. It is a transcript of the gene eif4bb, whose product is annotated as eukaryotic translation initiation factor 4Bb. Lineage: Eukaryota; Metazoa; Chordata; Actinopteri; Siluriformes; Bagridae. The record is from RefSeq and is a predicted model, not a curated record. Gene Ontology annotation, molecular function: RNA binding. The coding region runs from base 40 to 1953 and encodes 637 amino acids. The transcript is spliced from 15 exons.
CUUUCAUCCGGGUUCUGAGUGACGCGCACACUAUCCAACAUGGCGGCGUCAGCUAAGAAGAAGAAUAAGAAGGGGAAGACUUUAACUCUGACGGACUUCCUGGCAGAGGAUAGCAGUGGUUCUGGGCCGCCGGUUUAUCAGGCCCCAAAGGCCACCAGCUGGGCAGAUGAGACCGAAGACCUGGAUGGAGAAGUGUCCACUUCCUGGCACACCCCUGAGGAUUCGUAUCGUGCCCCGCCCAUCGAUCGCUCCAUCCUGCCCACGGCUCCUCGUGCGGCCCGGGAGCCGAACGUUGACCGCUCGCGUCUUCCUCGCAGCCCGCCCUACACCGCCUUCCUCGGAAAUCUGCCCUACGAUGUCACCGAAGAGUCCAUCAAACAGUUCUUCAGAGGCCUCGCGAUCAGUGCUGUGCGGUUGCCACGUGAACCCAGUAAUCCUGAGAGACUGAAAGGUUUUGGCUAUGCUGAGUUUGAUGACGUCGACUCGCUGCUCCGUGCGCUCACUCUCAACGAGGAGAACCUGGGGAACAGACGUAUCCGUGUAGAUAUCGCAGAUCAGUCCAAUGAUAAAGAGCGAGAUGGAGGUUCGAUGUCGGGGCGUGACCGUGAUCGUGGGCGUGGUGGUGACGGCGGCCCUGAUAAGACGGAUUCUGAUUGGAGGGCUCGUCCCAGCGUGGAGCAAGAUGACGGGCCACGCAGAGACGACGGUUAUGGAGAGAGGUCACGUGACCGCUACGAGUCAGAUCGGUAUAGGGAUGGGCAGCGGCGUGACGAUCGUUUCGGCGGCCGUGAUCGUUUUGAGGACCGGGACCGCAGGGAUCGCUAUGACGACCGGGAUCGCUAUGACGACCGGGACCGCAGGGAUCGCUAUGACGACCGGGACCGUAGGGAUCGCUAUGACGACCGAGGGGGCAGGGACUACGACCGUGGAGGUUAUGACUCCCGUGGUGGAGGGCGACGGGCGUUCGGGAGCGGAUACAGGCGCGAUUAUGACGACAGGCGAGAUGGAGAUCGCUAUGGAGAUGACCGCUAUGAAAGACGGGAAGAGAGACGUGAAGAGAGAGCUCCUCCUCAGAGACCCAAACUGAACCUGAAACCUCGCAGUGUCCCGAAGGAGGAGGAGCAGAGCGGGGGCUCGUCUCCUCAGGCCAACCCGAGCCGGGCCUCCUCUAUAUUCGGGGCGGCGAAACCCGUGGACACGGCAGCCAAGGAGAGAGAAGUGGAGGAACGUCUGAAGAAGGAGCAGGAGAGGCUGCAGAAGCAGCUGGAAGAGGACAAGCCCAGACCUUCAGAGAGACGACCUCGAGACCGGGACCCAAGCUGGCGCAGCGAGGCAACUGCCAGUGACCACGAGCGCACAGCCAGUGAAUCCACACACCAUGGAGAUUCUAAGCACCCUGAAAGUGAGCAUUCAGAAAAUAAAGUCGAUGAACCCACCUCUCCUGGGUCCCGCCCUCCAACCUCCCCCAGUCAGGGAGUGCUGCCGCUGAAGGUGAUGCCGGCUCCUCCGCCGAAGGAGAAUGCCUGGGCGAAACGGAGCACAGGGGGUGGGGCUAACACCGCACCUUCAUCCGCACCCAGCGGCGGUGGCGGCAGCACAGCUCAGAAGUCUAGCAGCUCCUCGAAUUCAGAUGAGCGUAUAUCUGGUAAAGAUGAGAAUCGGUUGGACGGUGUAGGGCGGGAGAAAGGUGUGUCUCAAGGAAGAGGGGGCGGAGCAGUGAGAGGAGGAGGAAGGGGUCGAGGAACUGAUCGAGGAGGAGAUGGACCUAACAAAGACAAAAGACGAGAAUCAACAGACAAGAAGGAGAGCAGGCGAGAGCCCAGACCUGCACCAGAGCCAAAGAAGUAUGAGGAGACUGCAGCUCCGGUGAGUCCUAAAUUCAGCUCGGCCAGUAAAUACGCUGCUCUGCUGAUGGACGGUGAGCAGGCAGAGGAGGACGACGCUGAGGAUUAAACCAGAAUGAAGAAAAGAAGAGUGUAAACGCAAAUAUGGAUAAUAUUGAAUUAAAAUUAAUGAUCAAAUCCUUGCUGAGACUUGAGGUUCUGCCAGGUUUCUGAAGUGAAGCUGGUGAUAGACUGAGGAGAACCUUCGCAUGGGUUCUCAGAGCUGUUCUUUAAUGUUUAUUGAAAUUUUCUAAAAGGUAAUCCAACAUUUGACUAGUUUUAAUUAGCAACAGCAAAGAACAGAUUAUAAACGUAUAAGACACUCGUACAUGCAUUUAGGGAUUGAAAAAUGAGUCAUUUGCAAGUUGUUGUUAUAAAUAAAUUUGAAAAGUAUA